AUGAACUCUACCAGACCAGAAGUAGUACUUGGUCUCGGAACUUGGACUCAAAUAGUCGACAGGUUUUUGUAUUGUGCAAACUCUUCAAAGGAAACAGGUGGAAGUAAAACGAUUUCAGGUGAAAACUUACCUGCGCACAGUCACUACAUAAAUUUAACUACAGCUGAAGCAGGUUGGCAUAAGCAUAGAUUUUGGGAUUGGUCAGCAAUGAAAAAAGGUAAAGGAUAUGAUGUUAAAGACGACGUUCAGUUUGCUAUAAAUUGUUUCUGGGGUAGCACACAGGGAGAAGGAAACCAUACACAUCGCGUUUCAGGGUAUACGCAAACAACAGGACAAAGUAAAGACUACAUGCCACCUUACAUGACAGUUUACGCAUGGUAUAGAAUUGCUUAG
Molecule: messenger RNA, 393 nt
Organism: Trichomonas vaginalis G3
Lineage: Eukaryota; Parabasalia; Trichomonadida; Trichomonadidae
Product: phage tail repeat-like family
Exons: 1
Coding region: 1-393 (130 amino acids)
Source: RefSeq, a predicted model, not a curated record